Molecule: messenger RNA, 1382 nt
Organism: Acomys russatus (golden spiny mouse)
Lineage: Eukaryota; Metazoa; Chordata; Mammalia; Rodentia; Muridae
Gene: Pigu
Product: phosphatidylinositol glycan anchor biosynthesis class U
Exons: 12
Coding region: 38-1345 (435 amino acids)
Biological process (GO): attachment of GPI anchor to protein; protein localization to cell surface
Cellular component (GO): membrane; GPI-anchor transamidase complex
Source: RefSeq, a predicted model, not a curated record
CUUUGCCCUUCCCGCCUGCGCGCCCGCCUCAGUUAUCAUGGCGGCUCCCUUGGCCCUGGUGCUUGUGGUGGCCGUGACCGUGAGGGCGGCCUUGUUUCGCUCCAGUUUGGCCGAGUUCAUUUCUGAGAGGGUGGAGGUGGUGUCCCCACUAAGCUCUUGGAAGAGAGUGGUCGAAGGCCUUUCGUUGUUGGAUUUGGGAGUGUCUCCAUAUUCUGGAGCAGUAUUUCAUGAAACUCCAUUGAUAAUAUACCUCUUUCAUUUCCUGAUUGACUAUGCAGAAUUGGUAUUUAUGAUAACAGAUGCUCUCACUGCUAUUGCCCUGUAUUUUGCAAUUCAGGACUUCAAUAAAGUUGUGUUUAAAAAGCAGAAGCUUCUCCUAGAACUGGACCAGUAUGCCCCAGACGUGGCCGAACUUAUCCGAACCCCCACGGAAAUGCGGUACAUCCCUCUGAAAGUGGCCCUGUUCUAUCUCCUAAAUCCCUACACGAUCCUGUCUUGUGUUGCCAAGUCUACCUGCGCCAUCAACAACACCCUCAUUGCUUUCUUCAUUUUGACCACAAUAAAAGGCAGCGUUUUCCUCAGUGCUAUUUUCCUUGCCUUAGCAACAUACCAGUCUCUGUACCCAGUCACCUUGUUUGCCCCCGGACUGCUUUAUCUUCUCCAGCGGCAGUACAUCCCCGUGAAAGUGAAGAGCAAAGCCUUCUGGAUCUUCUCUUGGGAGUACGCCCUGAUGUACAUAGGAAGCCUGGUGGUAAUCAUUUGCCUCUCCUUCUUCCUUCUCAGCUCCUGGGAUUUCAUCCCUGCAGUCUACGGCUUCAUACUUUCUGUUCCAGAUCUCACUCCAAACAUUGGUCUUUUCUGGUACUUCUUUGCAGAGAUGUUUGAGCACUUCAGUCUCUUUUUUGUCUGCGUGUUUCAGAUCAACGUCUUCUUCUACACAGUCCCUUUAGCCAUCAAAUUAAAGGAGCACCCCAUCUUCUUCAUGUUCAUUCAGAUCGCCAUCAUCUCCAUCUUCAAGUCCUAUCCAACCGUGGGGGACGUGGCCCUCUACAUGGCCUUCUUCCCUGUGUGGAACCACCUCUACAGAUUCCUACGGAACAUCUUCGUCCUCACCUGCAUCAUCGUUGUCUGCUCUCUUCUCUUCCCUGUCCUGUGGCACCUAUGGAUUUAUGCAGGAAGUGCCAACUCUAAUUUCUUUUAUGCCAUCACAUUGACCUUCAACGUUGGGCAGAUCCUGCUCAUCUCUGACUACUUCUAUGCCUUCCUACGACGGGAGUAUUACCUCACACACGGCCUCUACUUGACUGCCAAGGACGGCACAGAGGCCAUGCUAGUGCUCAAGUAGCCCUGGCUGGCACAGAGCUGCAUGGACACGAGGGGGA